CUCCAGGCUCAUAAUAUACACGCCGGGCAUUCUGUGGGUGUUGCCUCCUACUCCUCAGGGUGGAAGCAGGGAGGGUUGCGCUAGUUAAGAAGGGGAUUUCGAACAGCAGCAGCAGCAUCCAUCUUAUUGUGACAUAAACACCCAUCAGUGUGACUCCAGCGAGCUGCUGCUUUAUGCUGUGACCAGAGCAUCGUCUCCUUUAUUAUAAGGCGUUCAGUGAGAGAAGAAUCCUGUAUGUAUUGACGGCAGCAGCUACAUGAGACGUCUGGAGCCCCCCUUGUCAGGGGCCUCCGUGUAACUGGAUGCAUGCUGAACAGAACCUUUGAAAGCAGAAUGUUAAUGCUGGACGGGAUGCCGGCAGCCAGAGUCAAAACAGAGUUAUUGGAAUCUGAACAAGUGUCUCCAAAAGUCCACAGCUAUCCUGAUAUGGAAGCUGUUCCCCUCCUCCUCAACAAUGUGAAGGCAGAACCUCCAGAGGACUUAUUAGCCACUGACCAUUUUCAGACACAAACAGAGCCAGUGGACUUGUCAAUAAACAAAGCUAGAACCUCACCAAGAGGAAUUUCGUCUUCUCCACUUUCCAUUACUACUUCAGCAGCUUCACCUUCUUCUAAUUCAUCUUCAUCCAGCCGUCCAGCUUCUUCUCCAACAGUGAUAACAUCUGUACCUUCUACAGCAUCAGUGCCAACAGUAUUAACUCCUGGGCCCCUGGUGGCAUCAGCUUCUGGGGUUGGUGGACAGCAGUUUUUGCACAUUAUUCACCCUGUUCCACCUUCUAGCCCUCUGAACCUACAGUCUAACAAACUGAGUCAUGUUCACCGCAUACCUGUCGUUGUGCAGUCUGUUCCUGUUGUUUAUACAGCGGUCAGGUCACCAGGGAAUAUGAAUUCUACUAUAGUUGUACCUCUGUUGGAGGAUGGAAGAAGUCAUCUUAAAGCACAUAUGGAUACCCGGGGAUUGUCUCCUAGACAUAUAAAAAGUGAUAGUGAUGAUGAUGACCUGCCAAAUGUCACCUUAGAUAGUGUCAAUGAAACUGGAUCUACAGCUCUUUCCAUAGCACGAGCAGUACAAGACUCAGUCUCACCAUUCAGUAUUGAAAGCACAAGACGGCAGCAGAGGUCAGAAUCUCCAGACUCUAGGAGAAGAAGAAUACAUCGGUGUGACUUUGAGGGAUGUAACAAGGUCUACACAAAAAGUUCUCAUCUGAAGGCACAUAGAAGAACUCAUACAGGAGAAAAACCGUACAUGUGUACUUGGGAAGGAUGCACCUGGAAGUUUGCACGCUCAGAUGAACUGACACGGCAUUACCGCAAACAUACAGGCGUAAAGCCAUUUAAAUGUGCAGACUGUGACCGCAGCUUCUCCCGUUCUGAUCACUUAGCACUGCAUCGUCGGAGGCACAUGCUAGUCUGAGCCUAAAGUCCGUCCUAACAUGCGGAAAAGCUGGUUCUUUUCUUCCCAGUAUAUUCAGCAGGGCUGAAUCCCACCAACAGUGUUAUGGAAGCAGGAUGCCCACAUGUGAAGGAAUAAAACAGGAAGUGCCAUGCUUCUCACAAGAAUCCCCCACAAACAUGGAAUCGCCGCUACAUGGCCAUACCUCAGAUCCAGAAACAUUCAAACUGAGGACACAGGCACUUUUUAUAGGCCUGCAUCACUUUAAACAGCUCCUAUUGUACAUUUCACUUAUAUACGGACAGAUGUUUUUGAAAAAAAAAUGUAUCGUAGAUUGUUUUUAAGAUCUUGGAUUGAAUGAUAGUUUUUUGGGGGUUUCUUGUUUGUUUUUGCUGGAACACGUUUUUGUACUGUGGCAGUGAAAUCGUGGACUUUUACCUACAGGUACAUGUAUAGGAAGAACUGACGGCGACUUUGGCAACUUCAGGCUAGUAUCCGUCAUCGGAACCUGGGAUUUUGCAAUAACUGCGAUGGUAAUGAGGUGUCACUCAUCAUCUCCAUCAAGUGAAGCGGGCAUAAAAACAUCAUACUCCUUUGAGUAUUCUGAUUUUUUUUCUCUCUUUCUUUGUUGUUUGUGAAAGUAUUUAGGCCGGUAUCUUAAGUGAAGUACUGUUUGUGUUUGUGAAUUGACUUGGCCUUGCCUAAAGCCUUCUUAUAUUCCCCCGUAUUUAUACAUCACAAAUCUAUUGCACAGGCUCUCAGUAUUCUAUUUCACAGAUCUAAGUAAUACACAUUGAGGUAUUAUGUACAGAACAGUCAAUGGCGGAGCACACCCCCUCCAGUAGAAAUUUCGGGGGAAUCAGAAAGCACAAACUGGAACAGUUGCACUUCUUGCUGCUAAAGAGCAAUAAAGACUGUCUAUUAUAUGGAUUUGCUAUAGAUCAAGUUAAACUGCAUUUUUUACCACGUCACAGGAGGCCUUUGUCCAAAUAUUCUAUAUUGGAUAUUAAAACCCUAACCCCCCAAAACUCAUCACAUUUAAAAGGCUGCAUAAGGUAAAAAAAAAAAAAUAGAAAGCAUAAUAACAAUAUGAAAUGUGAAAAGAAAUGUUUUGGAGCCAGACUGAGUAUAUUUUGUAAAGGUUCCAUAUAUCACACAUUUUUCAUGUAAGAAAAAGGGAAAAUUCACCAGCUUUUAACCAUGAAGCAAUGUGCUAUCUUCUUCAUUACCCCAUUGUGUGUCAUAGCCGUACGGCAAACUGCUCUGUAUCUGCAGUGGCUGUACUGAAUGAAAACGCAGGAAAGAGAAGAGCUCAGUAAGCUGAUACAUAAAUUCUGAACAAUACCACGAUUAAAGCAAAUGAAUGCCAGUCAUUUAUAUGUAUUGGGAUCUAUUUUGUAAUAUUUAAAAGGAAUAUAUGUCUGUAUCCAAAACACGAUCUCCUAAAACAUGGCAUUACCUUACAAAGUGUAUUAUAGAUUAUUAAGUACCCUCAUUCCUGAUUAUAGUAUUGGUUUAUUCUCAAGCAAUAUGAUUCUAGUGACAAUGCACUGGCACUCUUGUUCUAAUGAAUGCCAAACAAGAAUUGAUGGUCAUACCGUGUACGUAUGCACUGUUCAUAUGCUUUGUAUACUUAUAUAAAACAAGCCAGCCCCACAGCACGUAGGGAUAAAUACGGUUACGAUCCUAAAAUAGAUUACUACAACACAGCAUGUAUUUGUACAUUAGACGCUUAAAAACCAUAUCAGGUACAGUACAUGUGUUUCGUUGUUUUAAAGUUUUGUUUAGUGUGCUUGUUUUAAGUAGGGAUGUUCUUGCGCUGAGAUUUUGCAGUUUAUGUAUCCUUCUAGUUGAUAACCGCUGUAAUUCUACAUAGCUGAAACAAUCUUUUUACAAGAAUAACAAUAAGCAUAGUUCAGAAAAAAACAGAUACAAAUGAUAACAUUAGCAUUUCCCCCAAAAACAUUCUGAAAAAAAUAAGAAGUAAUAUAUCAUUCUGGUCACUAGUCACUGCAAAACACAGGGCACAAAAUGUUGGUUCCAAUGUAUAGAUCGACAGUCAAUAGGUCGGCCCGAUAUGGUCGACAUGCAUUAGGUCAACAGGUAAAAGGUAGACCGUGCUUAAGGUUGACAUGGUCAAAAGGUUGACAUGACAAUGAUAGACACUCAAGUUUUUUUUCAUGUUUUUCCAACUUUUGUAUGAUUUACUAUCCACAUGGACUACGAGUGGGAAUAGUAACCUUGCCCAAAGCGUGGCGAGCCUGCGAGGGUACACGUUUCCAGUAAUUGUGCUUAGAUAUGGUUAAACAUACAACACAACACCCAAAAAAGUUUAAAAACUUGUCGGUCACUGUCAUGUCGACCAUUUGACCCUGUCGACCUUACCUACUGUGUACCUUUUGACUCUGUUGACCUUUUGACCCUGUUGGCCACACCCACAAAAUAUAAACGAUGGGCGCUUUGGUAAAAAAUCUCUUAUGUAUUUAAUAUUGUAAAGAACAUACAAAAGCACAACAGAUCAUUUCUAGACUCUGUAGGAAAUAUUUUGUGGUAUGUUUAUUCAUUUGUUGAUGAGCUGUUUAUUGGAAAGUUUUAUACUGUUUAUUUCAUUAUGUCUUGUCAAUUUUUAAAAAGACUGAACAAUAUAUAUAGAUUAAUCAUGAAAUUCCAUAAUUGUAUACAGAAAUACUCUACAAUACAACAACCAAUGUUAUAUAUAAAUGAAUUAUAUUUAAUCAGCAAGGUAGAUUUUAAGUCAACUAAAUAACAAUAAGAAAAUACUGUAUGUUACGCCAAAAUGCAGGCAUAAAAUAUAAUUCAUAAAGGUUAAUUCACACAAUUGAAAUAUAUAUAUAAUAUAGUUAAAUAACAUAACUCAUUUUAUUUGGUUUAAGACUAUUGUGUUGCUUAAACAGAUUAAUGUGUAUUUUAUAUAACAAAGGAUAAUUUCCUCCUAGAGUAAAACAAUUCCAGUUUUGAGAAUCACCCACAUGUUUCUCCCCAUGACAUAUGUUUGGGAAAAAAGCACACUGACCAGAAUGCCUGGCUAGGGAUUUAGCCCACACAGGACAACUCCCAGCAAAAGUGAAGUCUGUAACUGCAAACUGAUAUAUAGCUUGUGGGCGGCUCGUCUCUAUGGGGACAACUAAUAUAUACACGUAACUAAUCAUUAAAAGUCUUAAAGCUUACAGUAUAGGAUUUACAGUAAGAUGCUGAAUAGUAAUAUACGAGUUGGGAAAGUUGUAUACUAUGGUUACACUAUAACAGUUUAUUACUGAGCUGUUUGCGGACAAUGAUAACAAUAGCGACAGCACACAUUCAUUUGUUUAUUGUAAUGUGUUUUUAGUGGCCUCCAAUAUGACCAGUUUUAUUAAUAAGACCAUAUGCCACACAAAGUGACGGAUGAAGCCAGAUGGUCCUGCUGCUUCUAGCUAGCCAGAAUUAGUUCCUAUGCACUGAGAAAGUGAAUCCCCUUUAAACAAUCAUAUCUUACUCUUUGCAAUAAGAACAAAAAAAAACAAAUAUGGCCUACCGGAUGACAUGAGAGAUUACAGUCAAAGGUCAUAAUAAGAUUAUAUAUCGUCUUUUGUGGAUACAAAUGUGAUAAAUUGGUGUGACCCUAGAAUGAAAUAUUGUCUUAUUUUAUUUACAUAGCAAUAAGUGUUAAUAGAAGGCUGUACUAGGAUGGCAUUUCAGUGUUUUGUACCACAGUCAUUAACCAUUUCAAAGUCAGGAACUGGGGUUAAUACAGAUCUGUUGCAAUAUGAACCAUUUAUAUGGACAUAUGGCAGUACAACUACAGUAAUUACUACUGUCUGAUUAAGAAUAUUUCAACAUGGCAAGUGUGGAAUUAGUAAUAUCUACUAUGCUACAUAUUAUGUUGACAUAUAUUUAUUUCCAGUUCCAUUGAUUCAUCUCUAAAUUAUAUUUGUGUAGGAAAUAUUAAUUAGCUGCAUAGUACAUUCUAUACAAUGUACAAUCUCCUUAUGGUAUCCGUAUGUUAGGUCAAUAGUCAGUAGGUUGACCCCAGAUGAUCCACAUGCAUAUGGUUUACAUGGUUAAUAGGUCGACAUGACAAAGGUCAACAUAGCAUAUGGUCGACAUGAGGUGUUUUUUUUUUUCAUUUUGUUUCAUACUUUACCAUCCACGUGGACUACAAUUAGGAACGGUAACCUGUCCCAAGCGCAGUGGUAGUGGAGCGAGGCACCUUGCCUGAAGCAUGGCGAAGGGACACGGUACACUAAUUGGGGGUCCACGUGCUGGAAGGUAACAUUUGACACAAAAGAAACCCAUGAAAACUCUUGUCGACUUUUUCAUGUCUUGACCAUUUCCAUGCGACCUUCUGAACCUUGCAUGUUGGACCUUUUGGCCAUGUGGAACUAGGGCAUGUCAACCAUUUGAUGUCAACCUAGACACUUUCAACUGUCGACCUAUUAUGCCAUAACCCUCCUGACACCAUAGCUACUGCAUUUACUGCACCUUAUAUAGCUUUGCCCCUGAAUGUAUUCCCACUAUAACUUACUACAGGCAGCAGAAGAUACCUGGGAAAUCCUUGGUCUGUAUAAAAGCAUCUUUUAAUGGUCAGUAUGAGGGUAUAUUAUCCCAUACAGCUGAUGUAUUGGUUUAUUCAUCAGGUGUAGCUAUCUAUAGAUUACCUUACAUAAGUGAAAAGCACAUAAAUGUACAGUAUACUUAUGAUGACCAAAUGAACAGAUGGUUCAGCAAUGCUCGCAAAAUGUAUCAACAAGCUUUUUUAUCUUUGCUGUAAAAUGUUGUAUCUGCAGACAUUAUGGUCCAUAUUGAACAAUUCUCUCUAGUAUAGAUCAAUGAUCCCUGCUACAGGCAAAAAUAUCUCACAAUUGAUAAUGAAUGGCGUACAGUAUAUUUGAUGCAAAUAAUAUUCAUCAGGAUGGAAGACAUUACAUACAGUCUUUAUACAUCUUUAUAAUUAGACAUGGUGAAUGUGUCCCUCACAUUUGUUACAUUUCUAAUCACUGUACAUACUUCUGUGUCCUAGUCAUAUCCUUUCUGUACAAGCACAAAUGGAAUCCAUUCAAUAAUGUUUACAUGUUAUAAAUAGAUUUCCGUCAUUAGGAGGAGAACUAUUGUGGUAGGAGUGGCAGUAUUACUGCCCUUUGUAUCUGCUCUCAGAGGUAAUAGCACAGAUUGUGUACCGACAAAUGAUAAGUGUCAGUUGCUAAAAUAUCAGCAACAUUUCCCGGUAAAAUAUUAACUACCACACUGAAGCCUGGGAAAUUCCAGGGUUUUUUUCAGGAGCAGUUGGAGUAUAAAUGAUUUCACUGUUUGGCAGUAUUAAGAUGUUUUUAAGGGACGCAGUUAAUUUUCCAAACAACUGGAUCCCGGCGGUCAAAAUACAGACAGCAGGGGAAAUGGCGGUGGUCGGAAUCCCAACCGAAGCUUGGUAUUUCCACUCGAGUGGUGGUCCAGCUAAGCUCACCACCGGGGACUCACUGCCUCACUGUCAGGAUUCUGGGUGUCGGGAUUCCGGCGUCGGUCUCCUGAACGCCGGGAUUCUGACCGUCAGGAUUUCAUACCGGACCUGUUUUUAAGGCCACACUAACAACUUUUUACAUUUGAAAAUAGUUACACUUCACUUUAAAGGAUAAAAUAAUAUAUUUCUGUGAAGUUUUAGUAUAUAUAUAUAUAUAAGCACAUGUAUACCAUAAUUAAUUUGUAGCUCUCACUCUAAAAAUGCUAAAUCUAUGUAUUUACUAAUAUGUGACAAUUUACUAUUAUUAAAAAUACCAUACAAUAAAAGAACAUCAUUUAGCUAAUAAUGCAAUGUGCUUCCCCAGACAGAGAUCACAUACUGCAGAAUAGGGCUCAGUAAUUUAAUUAUUGAGGACUUGGUUUUGUUUGUUAAAACAGUAAAUAUAAUGCAAGGAGAUAAAGAAAAAACAAUGAGACAAUAUGGACUCUCAAAGUAGGUAUUUGACUUGGGAUAUAUUCAUAAUGAUUUUAAAACACUGACUGGGCUAUGUUUACACAGAAAUAAACACUCUUUUUUUUUUCUUUCUAACUUUGGGCCUGAUUCAUGUUUGCAAGUAAAGCAUAAAAAGCAAGUAACUUGGUGUCUGGAACAAAAAAUGUUGUCAUGGAAGGGGAACAAAUACAUUUAGAUUUUUUUCUGUGCAGGGUAAAUACUGGCUGCUUUUGUAUGUAGCCCAUAAAUGUUAGACAGCUUUAUUUUUACACUAACAAUUUAGAUUUCAAUUUGAACCCACCCAAAUCGAACUCUCUGCAGAUGUUACAUCUGCCCCGCCUGCAGUGCAGCAUGGUUUUACCCAGUUGCUUGCUUUUUUGCUUUGCUUACAAACAUGUAUCAGUCCCUAUGUCUAUACUAGACAAGUAUAUUUUCAUUUAAUUACAUGGUGCAGUGCACACAAAUGUGCUGUGGCUCUUAGCAACCAAUCAGAUUUUAGCUUCUAUUGUCUUAGACAGCUAUGAGAAAAUAUUAUUGUUUUUACGGUAUUAGAUUAUUAUUACUAAUAUUGCUAGUUACAGUACAUUGCAUCAUGUAAACUAUAUUUACUCUUAAAUUAUGAAAACUAGGGACAAAAGUUGUUAUUGAUGGCAGGAGGAGUACAUAGAAGCAAAUGGCUCUUUAAUAUACUGAGGCACAUAUUUUUUGCAAUAAUGGCUUAGUUUAAUUAAUUCGUUAGACAAUUUUGUGUAAUGUUUUUUACAUUUCUAAUCAUGGCAGUUGGUACCUUACAAAGCACAAGUGAAACUGUAUAAAUAGUUAUUUGGCACUUAAUAAAUGAACAAUUAACUAUUAUUAAUGUUUGAGUGAGCACAAACAAUGAUGUGAGGCCUGAGCUACUGUACAUCGUUAUAAAGUGCUGAACAAUGAACAACUCCUACAUUCAGUAAUACAGCGCCACAACAUAGUACAAUUACAAGUGCAUGUUUUGCCUAGUGCUGCUCAAUGGUCUUAAAAUGUUGUUUAUUUUUGUUAAUAAAAUAUAAAAAAAAAUAACAGGCAUAUAUUAUGCACAGUAAAGACAAUUUGAUGUAUUUCGGAAUUCCAUCUGUAUGCAUUGUUUUUAAGUAUUUUUGAAAACAAUGAAACAACACAGUUAAUUUUCAACAUUAUGGGGGGUAUCCAAUUACCCGUGAUAGUGCAGCCGCAAAAAAAGUGUGUUUUUCACAUUUUUGUAUCACCUCUAUUCAAUUAGGUCCUGCAAAAAACACCAGUUUUUUUUGUGCAAAAAUACAUAGGUCUCAUGAAAAGCCACGGACCUAUGUAUUUUCGCUGCACUAGGGGGCAUUUAUCGCUGAUUAUGUGCAAAGCUAAUUGGAUACUUCCCUAUGGGGGUCAUUCCGACCCAUUCGCAUGCAGCAGUUCUUUGCUGCAGUGCGAACGGGUCGGAACUGCGGCUGCGCGGCACCCGCAUUGCGCACGUGUGUCAUUGCCCAGCUACGGCCGUCGCCGGGCAACGACGCCAGGACCGAUGAAAGCGAUCACAGGCGCGAUCGCAAGAAGAUUGACCUGGGGAAGGAGGAUCGGGGCGUCUACUCACCGUUUCCCAGGCGUGGUAAGGCGAACGCAGGCGUGUCCAGGCGUUUGGAUGGGGGAUGUCUGACGUCACAGGCCAGACCUUCAUCGCUGGAUCUGUCGCACUGGGUAAGUAGAUGCAGGGCUGGUUUUGUUUUGCUUGAAACUUUUUUAGCAUAGCAGGGCUACCCAAGCGUUCGCAGCCCUGCUAUGCUAAAAUACACUCCCCCAUAGGCGUCGUCUAGUUGAUCGCAUGAGCAGCAAAAAGUUGCUACGUGCGAUCAACCCGGAAUGACCCCCUAUGUGACCUUACUUUGCUAUUAUGUCAUAUAUUUUUUUUACAUGUUAUGAAACUGAUAGCAUUUGUAAUAUUGCCUUUCCAGGCUUACGUGAGUCAGUAUUACAUUUCAGAAAAAAAAUUGGGAUAUAGUAAGUGUUGUUCACAUUUAAUAACUCUCACACUUUAAUGACUAUGCCUUCAAGAGAUAGUCUUGAAUGGUGAUUAAAAUCUUUUAGAAGCAGGAGAUAUAUGUAUUUAUUAUGACACUUGAAUGGACAAAAGCUAGGUGAUAUAUUGUCCAUUCGAGCUAACGGCUGAUAUAUAGCUAGCAGACCAGCGGGUGUAGGCAAAUGAUAUGUCAUUCACAGACAUCACAUCAGCUGUGCAGCACAGCCGAUGGACGAUAUAUUUUUAGAUACAUCAGUGCAUCUGGCUGUGUACGGGGGUCCUCCGACCACCUGUACACUUUCUGCGGGGACUGACGUCACAGCUGGGCAGGCAAAAUUCAAAUACUCGCACGCCUGUGAUGCGAGACACAUCGAGUAGCCUAUCGGUAAGUGUGUAUGCUUACCUGGAUCGGCCGCUAUGUCGGCUUAGAGGUGGGUCCGCGUCAAGUCAUGACAGUGUGUACCCAGCCUUAAGUGAGAUGAUGUGAAAAUGGAGGGAUAGUUAUUAAAAGCAGACAGCCCUUUAUAGGGAUGCAUUAACAUUAAAACAGAGCAGCCAAUUAUACAUGUGUUAUUUGUCUACUUUGCACUCGAUCAAUAAAAGACAGUUGCUGAUUGGUAGAUAUUUUUUCCUGCACCUUUUUCACUUAUAUUAGUGAAUAGACUUUACUAUGUAUUGAAGCAAGCUCUUUAUUACAAAGAUGGAUGUUGUCUGACUACUUUUUUAUUUUUUAAUUUGUGAAUUGUCCCGCGUGCAAUGAAAUAAAUGAAACCACCAUAUGAACAUAAAUACAUUCACCUAAUGUCAUAAUCAAGGUUACUCACUUUCAGUUUACCCAAAUCACUUAGGUUUAAUUUAGGGACUAUAACUUAUAUAUCUUUAUUUGAAUUGAUAAUAAAACUAAAUAUAAUGUUAUGCAAUAUGAAUCCAAAAUCUAAAAAAGAGAUGCUAAAUUGCUUUGCUUACUAGGUACUUAUGGCUAAAUAAUGAUAGAUUUCUUUUAAAUAAUCAAUAUUUGAUUAAAAAAAAUGCCUACCAAAGGUUUAAAAAUUAAAUAAAAUUCAGAUCUGUGUUGACCAGUUAUUAGAAUAAAAUAACACUUUGGGGGAAACAGUUGCAGUUUUGUGUGCAGUGUGCUAUGGUUCUUUGUGCAGACUCUGCGUUAAACCUCUCACCUAUAUAGUUCUUAUGGAAACAUGGAUAUGGAUAGGAGGAAGUAUAAUACCAGCAAAUGUAAAGAAGUGUGUACAUUGCCUGAAAUGCUAUUGUUUUAUAUUAAAAGGGUUUUAAUGAUUACAGUCAAACUUAAUCUGUCAUGGAAAUCACCUAAGUUUUUACCCCUUGUGUUUUCUCUCCGCAUCAUAUACUAAGUAGAAUUUAGGCAAUACCUCUGUUCUAAGUUAAAUAAUCUUAUGUAAGUGUUGUUCUUGUAUUUAUGUAAUGUAUAUGUAUUGUAAAUAUAAUAUUUUUCUUUUACUGUACAAUGGUGAUUUUGCCCUAUGACACUGUAAAAGGGAGACCUAUUAAAUUCUUUCAGAGGAUAAUAAUCCCAGUCUCUGCUCCAAGACUGAUGAAAAAGUGUUAUUGUUUUAAAUAGUGUCUCAGACCUAUUUUGUUGGUGCUUUGCUUUUCUGUAUUCAACUUUCCUAUGGAUUGAGCUGUGAACUGAAAUCUAGUUUAAACACUUUAAAUGUAUGCAUUUGUAUCAUUAUUUGAAUGGAGGCAUGAAGGUAAAUAAAUCAUUUUGUAUAGAAUAAAUAUAACAUCUGAAGGA
Messenger RNA from Pseudophryne corroboree (corroboree frog), 11133 nucleotides. RefSeq names its product KLF transcription factor 12 (gene KLF12). The coding region runs from base 307 to 1413 and encodes 368 amino acids. Gene Ontology annotation, molecular function: DNA-binding transcription factor activity, RNA polymerase II-specific; RNA polymerase II cis-regulatory region sequence-specific DNA binding. The record is from RefSeq and is a predicted model, not a curated record. Lineage: Eukaryota; Metazoa; Chordata; Amphibia; Anura; Myobatrachidae. Gene Ontology annotation, biological process: regulation of transcription by RNA polymerase II. The transcript is spliced from 6 exons.